GAUCUACACUAAGCUGUCUCAGAAUAAGAAAAGGAAGCGUACUCCAUUAGUUCUUCCUUAUAGCCAGAUGGGCAGGGUAGACUUACAAGUCAGUCAUAUGAAUAGGUUAGUCGGUGUUACCGACACUGACUGCUUAGUCAACCUUAGGAUGGAUAGGAAUGCGUUUGGUAGAUUAUGCUCUAUAUGCCGACAGCUUGGAACUCUUCGUGACAGAAGGUCGGUUUAUAUUGAAGAACAAUUGGCCAUAUUCCUAAGCAUACUAGCACACCAUAAAAAGAAUCGUAUCACUAGAUUUGACUUUUUGCGAUCGGGCCAAACUAUUUCCUACUACGUAAACGAAGUUCUCAAGGCUAUCAUAAAGAUGCACACGUUAUUCAUUGUGAAUCCUGAGCCAGUUCGCGACGACUGUGUCGAUUGGAGAUGGAAACACUUCAAGGGAUGUCUUGGCGCUCUAGACGGUACUUUCAUUAGCGUUUUGGUUCCUUCUGCCCUCAAACCUCGAUUUAGGAACAGAAAGGGACAGAUAGCAACAAAUACAUUGGCAGCUUGUGAUCGGGAUAUGCGAUUUACAUACGUUCAACCGGGGUGGGAGGGAUCUGCCGGAGACGCUCGUGUUUUGAGGGAUGCGGUAAACCGACCUCAUGGUCUGAGAGUCCCAUUAGGGAAUUAUUACCUCUGUGACAAUGGUUAUGCAAAUAGCAAUGGAUUUUUGACACCUUACCGAGGCGUCAGAUAUCACCUUAAAGAAUGGGGCCCAAACGCUGAUAUGCCUCAGAACCCUGUUGAGCUGUACAAUAUGCGACAUACUAAAGCGCGCAAUAUUAUUGAACGAGCAUUCGCUGUGCUGAAGAUGCGAUGGGGCAUACUCCGAAGUCCAUCAUUCUACCCCAUCAAGGUGCAAAUUCGUAUAAUUAGUGCAUGUUUCUUGUUACACAACUAUGUCCGGGGCGAGAUGGCUGUUGAUCCAUUAGAAGCUCUUCUCGAGGAUUGGACCGAUGGACAUGGAGUUGAUGAAGACUCCAAUGAUGUUCCAUACGUUGAUUUCAUCGAAGCAACAAAUGAUUGGAACAACUUCCGAGAUCAAUUAGCAACCACAUUGUGGAAUCAGCAUAUUAGCGGUGGCUGAUGAUUUUAACUCAUGUGGAUUAAAGUUGCACAUGAGAUGCUUACUAGGGUUAGACGAGGAUAAUAUUGGAAAUAAGAAAAAUAUAUGAGGAUAUUUCUGGUAUUUCAAGCUAUUCUUAAGUGCUUAAAAUCCAAACCAAA
Messenger RNA from Salvia splendens (bonfire salvia), 1266 nucleotides. RefSeq lists its product as uncharacterized. The coding region runs from base 68 to 1126 and encodes 352 amino acids. The record is from RefSeq and is a predicted model, not a curated record. The transcript has 4 exons. Lineage: Eukaryota; Viridiplantae; Streptophyta; Magnoliopsida; Lamiales; Lamiaceae.